This is a messenger RNA of Aegilops tauschii subsp. strangulata, 1707 nucleotides long. RefSeq lists its product as uncharacterized. Gene Ontology annotation, biological process: regulation of transcription by RNA polymerase II. The record is from RefSeq and is a predicted model, not a curated record. Lineage: Eukaryota; Viridiplantae; Streptophyta; Magnoliopsida; Poales; Poaceae.
UGAAGUUCAGGCCGAAGAGCUCAAGGAAUUCGAGCCAGCGAGUGAUCUGCACUGCAAGAAGCUCUCUGAAGUCGUCGGCAGCAUGCAAUCUGAAGUUCACGCCGAAGAGCUCAAGAAAUUCGAGCAAACUAGUGAUCUGCACUGCAAGAAGCUCUCCGAUGUCGUCGAUGGCACACAAUCUGAAGUUCAGGCCGAAGUGCUCAACAAAUUCGAGCAAGCGAGUGAUCUGCACUGCAAGAAGGUCUCUGAUGUCGUCGGUGUAGCAUGCAAUCUGAAGUUCAGGCUGAAGAGCUCAAGAAAUUCGAGCAACCUAGUGAUCUGCCCUGCAAGAAGCUCUCCGAUGCCGUCAAUGGCACACAAUCUGAAGUUCAAGCCGAAGCGCUCAAGAAAUUCGAGAAAACGAGUGAUCUGCAUUGCAAGAAGCUCUCCAAUGUCGUCAAUGGCGAACAGUCUGAAGCUCAAGCCGGAGUGCUCGAGAAAUUCGAGCAAACGACUGAUCUGCACGGCAAGAAGCUCCCCAAUGUAGUCGUUGACGAACAGUGUCAAGUUCAAGCCGAAGCGCUCAAGAAACCCGACCACGCGAUUGAUCCUAAAGUGGCAGCACCGGCACGCGAGGAGGAGCACACGAAGGAAGACGAAGAAGUGGCGGCCGAGCGAAGGCAAGACGCUCUCGCGGAAGAAGAUGACGACGGCAUCCUGUGCGCGGUGUGCCGGAGCACCGACGGCGACCCGUCGGACCCCAUCGUGUUCUGCGACGGGUGCGACCUCAUGGUGCACGCCACCUGCUACGGCAACCCGCUGGCCCAGUCCAUCCCGGACGGCGACUGGUUCUGCUCGCUCUGCUCCGGCAAGCCCCCCGCCGCCGCCGUGGGGAAGAAGGGCAAGCCGGCGCGCCCGCCCUGCCGCCUCUGCCCGGCGAGGGGCGGCGCCAUGAAGCGCACCACGGACGGCGCCUGGGCGCACAUCGCGUGCGCGCUGCUGGUGCCGGAGGUGUUCUUCCGGGACCCGGACGGGCGCGAGGGCAUCGACUGCUCCCUCGUGCCCGGCCGGCGGUUCACCAGGCGCUGCUACGUCUGCGAGAGCAGCAGGGGCUGCGCGCUCGAGUGCUCCCAGCCCAAGUGCGACCUCGGGUUCCACGUCUCCUGCGGCCUCAACGGCGGCCUCUGCAUCGAGUACCGCGAGGAGAAGGGCGGCGGCGUCGUCGCCGGCUUCUGCAGGGAGCACACCAAGCUCUGGGAGAAGCAACAACUGACUGGCAAGUACAAGAUUGUUUCUCGAGGGCAGCAGUGACAUGGAGAUUGAAGAGAAGAAUCUGCCGAUCAAUUGCUAUGGAUUGGUGAAGAAUUGCAUCGAUCUCAUAAUUGUCUAGGAUUGUGUCAUUGUUCGUUCUAGUGUUUUCGUUUUCUCCUUUUGGUGUGCCUUCUGCAAUCUUCAGAUAUGGUAGAAGAUUAGAAGUGUGUCAUGGCAUGUACUGUAGUUACUUUGGAGUUUUAUUGCCAUAGUUUUAUGGUGUAGUAUGUAGAAAGCAUGUAGUAGUAGCUGUUAAGCUUCAGCUCACUUCUGAUGUCAAGAAGUUGGGUUGCUCCUACCUCUUUAGAGACUUGGAUUAUUUUCAAUAAGCAGAGUUUGAAGUCUAUAGGUUGGAUUAACAGUCUCUAGUUGUAAUUUUGUGUCAGUAUAUUGAAAUAAGAGCAUGUAUUUUCCACA